AUGCACUUCACCGCUUUUGUAGCUUCCCUUGCUGCCAUCUCCGGCGCCCAAGCCGCUCCUCUCUUCGGUAACUUGUUCCACCACAAUUCUACAUCUUCUGGUGUAAACGCUACCGCUACUGCUUCCGCUCAAUUCUCCGCGUACACUGGUGGACAAUUCAACCUCACCCAAAUCCUUGAAGAACAUAACAUCGAUCUUUCCGACCUCCGAGACUUGAAUGUCACUCAACUCUUAGGAGAGUUUGGUAUCACUCUUCCUUCUAACAUCGACCUUGAGUCUAUCGUCGAUGACUUGGAAACAAAGUUCAACUCCACUGGUCAAGGCAACAGCUUCCAAGGCGGCAGUUUCAUCCAUCAAAACUCCACAAGCAACGAUGACAAGAAAUCCUCGGGAGGAUUCUUCAGCGGUCUCUUCGGACACCAUGGUCAUCAUAAGAACAAGACUUCCAGUGCUGUUGCUAGCACUAGAACCAGGACCAGGACUAGCACCAGUGCCAGUGCCACUUUAUCGGCUGUUUCAGACUUCGAGCCCUCCUUCACAUCUACUAUCUCCUUUUCGGUUCCUACCCCAAGCUUCAGUGCUAGUGAUGUUGAGAGCUUCUCCAUCCCCUCUGCAAGUGCUAGCGAGAGCGACUCCUCUGUGCUCCCAUCCGCCAGUGCUAGCGCCUCAGCCUCCUUCGGUGACUUCAUUGGGAUCGGUAGUGAAAUCCUUCCUUCUAUCACCUCUUCAUUCGCAAUACCUUCCGUUUCCGCCUCAAGCGCCAGUGCUGCUGCCUCUUCCAUCUCUACUGUAACCGACGAUGAUGCUGGUAUCCCUGCUCCUACUGGUACCGAUGAUGACCUCUUGGAUUUGGACGCCACAGUCACUGCCGACCUUCUCGGUGCCGAGAUCACCGCUGAUGUCAACCUUGACCUCUAA
This is a messenger RNA of Kwoniella botswanensis, 918 nucleotides long. RefSeq lists its product as uncharacterized. Bases 1 to 918 code for a protein of 305 amino acids. The record is from RefSeq and is a predicted model, not a curated record. NCBI's taxonomy places the organism in Eukaryota, Fungi, Basidiomycota, Tremellomycetes, Tremellales, Cryptococcaceae. The transcript is spliced from 2 exons.